UGCUCGGUUCAAAACACUCAUCACUGCAUACAAUUUGUACACAUGUUAGAAUUUUAAAGCAUAUUUUUUGACUACUAAUUUUCGGUCAGCAUGCGUGCACUAACAAACCUUAUAUUCUGAAUUUCAAUUGUAAACCCGUUUUGACCAUCCCUCCAGUAUAUAUUUACUAUAUAUACUUUACUCUCCCCUAAACUUGAUUAUUCAAGUUAUCACAAAAGGUAAAACUCUUACGCAAGAGUUCAACUUGAACUCUAACCCAACAUGAGGGACAGAACCGAUCAUGCUGGAUCCAACCCGGUAACUCCAUCAUCUGUCCGCUCACCGCCAUCCUCAGCUCUUUCUUCACAACUCCACUCUCCAUCCUUAUCUCGAUCGCCACUCCUCCAUUCACCCGAACAUGAACAUGAACAAUCCACAACCAAAGCCACCAAACAAAAAACCGGCCACAAGAUCACCUUUUCACAUACUCCGCCAGUGGUCUCGGCUCCUCCAUCGCAGAUGCACACACCGAUGGUUCCUGGGACACCAGACCGACCGGUGACCAUGCCACCGAGUGGUGCUAGGACACCAAUGGCUUAUAUAAGGUCUAGGAAUUUGACACCAAGAUUUUUGACACCUUUGGGAAGUCCUUUAAGAAAGGCUCUUCAUCUCACCAAACUUGACCCAACAGAUGCAUGGCUGCCUAUCACUGAAUCUAGAAAUGGAAAUGCUUAUUAUGCAGCUUUUCAUACACUUUGUUCUGGGAUUGGGAUUCAAGCGCUUGUUCUUCCUGUUGCUUUCACCAUUCUUGGCUGGGCUUGGGGAGUCAUAGCGUUGACUCUGGCUUUCAUAUGGCAACUUUACACUUUGUAUUUGCUCGUAAAUCUUCAUGAAUCAUCAGAAACCGGGGUGCGAUAUAGUAGAUACAUGCAACUUGCAAAUGCGGCCUUUGGUGAAAGGUUAGGAAAAAUGUUGGCCCUAUUUCCUAUCAUGUACUUGUCCGCAGGCACAUGUAUGGCUUUGCUCAUUAUCGGAGGCUCAACGUCGAAAAUAUUCUUCCAAGUGGUGUGUGCCGCCAACGAAUGCAAGGCAGAGACGCUCACGACUGUCGAAUGGUACUUGGUUUUCACAUGUGGUGCGGUGCUUCUCUCUCAACUACCCAAUCUAAACUCGAUAGCCGGGAUUUCACUCGUUGGGGCGAUUACUGCAGUUGGAUAUUGUACAUUGAUAUGGAUAAUCUCAGUGUCUGAAGGCAGACUUCCAAAUGUUUCAUAUAAUCCAGUUAGGGUUGGAAGUGAUGUCUCUAAAGUUUUUGAUGUUUUAAAUGCCCUUGGUAUUAUUUCAUUCGCGUUUAGAGGACACAAUCUCAUAUUGGAAAUUCAGGCCACCAUGCCCUCAAGUGAAAAGCAUCCAUCAACGGUACCAAUGUGGAAGGGUGUCAAAGUUUCAUACACACUAAUCGCAAUGUGUUUGUUCCCACUUGCAAUAGGAGGCUAUUGGGCUUACGGUCAAAUGAUUCCACCUAGUGGAGGGAUGUUGACAGCUUUAUUCGCGUACCACUCACAAGACGUGGCGAAAUCGAUCUUAGCAUUAACAAGCAUGCUCGUAAUCAUCAACGCUCUCAGCUCAUUCCAGAUCUAUGCAAUGCCAAUAUUUGAUGAGAUGGAGUCCGUAUACGUGGUGAGGUUCAAAAAGCCAUGUCCAUGGUGGCUAAGGGUGAUCAUAAGAUCAUUUUUUGGAUUCUUCUGUUUCUUUUUGGCGGUUGCGAUCCCAUUUCUAGCCAGUCUUGCUGGCUUAGUAGGGGGGGUUUCUUUGCCUGUCACAUUGGUGUAUCCAUGCCUCAUGUGGCUAAAGGUCAAGAAACCUAAGGUUUAUAGUCCCAUAUGGUGGUUCAAUUGGGUACUUGUGGCUGUUGGAACGGUCUUAAGUGGGCUCUUAAUUGCAGCUGGAGUUUAUGUCAUUAUUGACAAUGGUAUCAAGUUUAAUUUCUUUGAACCCGAAUAAGUGAUAUCAGUUUGUAAGGGCCAAACUGCAUUGUGGACCAUUCGUGAGUAAUAGAUUUGUAUGUAUGUAUUUUGUUUUGAGGUUGUAGUUGGGCAACAAUAUUUGUUCAUUGAGGUUCUCCUUUGUCAAACAAAUUUAAGCUGUUUGUUUCUCUUGCUUGCA
Helianthus annuus (common sunflower) is the source of this 2145-nucleotide messenger RNA. RefSeq names its product lysine histidine transporter-like 8. The record is from RefSeq and is a predicted model, not a curated record. Gene Ontology annotation, cellular component: plasma membrane. Bases 262 to 1983 code for a protein of 573 amino acids. The transcript has 5 exons. Lineage: Eukaryota; Viridiplantae; Streptophyta; Magnoliopsida; Asterales; Asteraceae.